This is a messenger RNA of Durusdinium trenchii, 941 nucleotides long. NCBI's taxonomy places the organism in Eukaryota, Dinophyceae, Suessiales, Symbiodiniaceae. The record is from the annotation of a GenBank genome assembly.
GUUUUGUAUCAAGUACAUGCCACUGCCACCGCUCAUUUGUGCUGCGGUUUAGCCAUGGAAGAUUGGGCAGCACAGUAUGAAGAUGACCCUGCCUUGCUGGAAUCUCCUGCCCAAAAGCAGGCCGCAGAGAACAAUGAGUGGCGCAGGGAAGGUUUGGAGGUCACCAAGGGCAACACUCAAAAGUUUGCCAAGGCGCAUAGCACCCUUAGGGAGGCUGCGGCACAGUUCUACAUCAUCAACGGUGCUACCUUGGCAAUACCUUCCCUCCUCGAGUUUGUGGUUGCCUGCAGGAACUUCAGCUCUCCUUGUGUUGCCGUUGCAACAUUGAUGGCCCUGGACGGUGGUAUUUGCUUGGCCUCAAACUUCGUCAGCCUUUGGCUCUUCAACAAGCGAGAGGUGCUUGGGAACGCGGACCUCCAGGCUUACAUUUUGCGGACCGCUCGUGGAGAUGCCGCGCCAGAAGAUGAGGACUUGCCACGAAAGGCAGCAAACUUUAACAAGGUCUUGAGCUGGGCGGUAAAGGCCAUGGUCGCCAGCAUGCUGAUCUCGCUGAUACUUUGGAUCAUCGGCUUUGUUGUGAUUUGGGUCGAGGACUUGUCAUCAUGCUCAGAAGUUCGCAGUUGGCUGAGAUUCAUCCUUGUGAUUCGUGCCUUCAUGCCCUUCCUGGUCAUGUGCUGCAUCAUCCCCAUCCAAGAGCUGUGCUGUGAGGCGGUGUGAGACACCUGACACCUUGCUGGUACGCAUCAAACCUUUGUGUUGGCGACAAUAGGAUUGCCAAGCUCAUUCAAGCUCUCACGAACAGAUUCUUCAGAUCAUGUGCCUAGUGAUGUCAGGUUGCACAUUCACCGCAGUAUUGAUCCACAAGAUUGUUCGACUUGGGAUGGAAUAUGAUGAAAUUAUAUGUUGAGUAUUUUUGCUGGCCUUUCAAGCUCUUAAGAAGC